Molecule: messenger RNA, 999 nt
Organism: Rotaria socialis
Lineage: Eukaryota; Metazoa; Rotifera; Eurotatoria; Philodinida; Philodinidae
Source: the annotation of a GenBank genome assembly
AUGAAUGAACAAGCAGUACCGAGCUUGGCUGAAAUUCAUAUAGCAGCAAGUCAUCUUCGUUCUAUAUCACUACCGAUUACACCUAUUCUAACAAGCACAUUGCUGAAUACAUCGACAGGAAGAAAUGUUUAUUUGAAAUGUGAAAAUUUUCAACGCACAGGUUCAUUUAAAAGUCGCGGAGCUCUUAAUGCUGUAUUGAAUGCGAUGAAAGUUGAUCAGAACUUGAAAGGCUUUGUUACACAUUCAUCCGGUAAUCAUGGGCAAGCAUUGGCUUAUGCUGCAUCGAUUAUUAAACGACCGUGUGUUGUCGUUGUUCCUCGAGGUACACCCAAAAAUAAAACUGAUGCUAUUGAAUAUUACGGUGCUCAAGUAGUUAUUUGUGAACCGACGCCAGCUAGUCGAACAUCGACUUGUUUACAGAUUAGUCAAGAACGAGAUUAUUUAAUUAUACCACCCUACGAUCAUCCAGAUGUUAUUGCUGGUCAAGGAACAAUUGCCGUUGAACUACUUGAACAAGUACCUGAUCUUGAUGCAAUAUUAGUACCAGUGAGUGGUGGUGGUCUUAUAAGUGGUAUUGCACUGUAUGCUAAACGUAUUAAUCCCAAUAUACGAAUAUAUGCUUGUGUACCUGAAGGAAAAAUGCUUGAAGAAUGUUUAACUAGAAAAGAGCGUUUAUGGCCUGAACCUCCUCAAUUUCUUAAAACAAAAUGUGAAUCAUGUCGUCUACAACAAUGUGGUACACUUACAUUUCCAAUAAUGUGUUCAUUAAUUGAGAAAAAAGUAUUUACUAUAUCCGAUAAAACCAUGGUUGAUGCAACAAAAUUUGCAUUCGAAAGACUUAAAUUGGUUGUUGAACUUGCAGCUGGCUUAUCACUUGGUGCUAUAAUUUCACAUUGUGAUCAAUUAGAUUCAAAUAUUCGUAAUGUAGCUAUUAUUUUAUGUGGUGGCAACAUUGAUUUAAAUGUACCAUUACCAUGGCAGCAAGCGAAUGAUCAAUAG